This is a messenger RNA of Carcharodon carcharias (great white shark), 2254 nucleotides long. RefSeq names its product olfactomedin 3a (gene olfm3a). The coding region runs from base 216 to 1607 and encodes 463 amino acids. Gene Ontology annotation, biological process: signal transduction. The transcript is spliced from 6 exons. The record is from RefSeq and is a predicted model, not a curated record. Lineage: Eukaryota; Metazoa; Chordata; Chondrichthyes; Lamniformes; Lamnidae.
AGGAAGAGAGAGGGAGAGAAACAGAAAGACUGAGGCGGAGAGAGACAGAGUGAGGAAGAGACAUAGCUAAACAGAGAGGGAGAAAGGACACGAGUGAAAGUGACCAGCAUCACCCCCACCCCCGCAGUGAAAGUGACCAGAAUCACCGUCCCCGCCCCCACCGCAGUGAAAGUGACCAGCGGAGGCGGAUGUCCAGGGACUGAGCGAAGCUCAGGAUGCGGCUGCUGUCUAUAUGCUGGAAUGCGGGAUUACUGCUCGUGUUGUUGGGGUUUGAUGGGUCCAGGACAAUCAGUCCUAAGGAUGGUUGGCAAGUGUACAGCUCUGCCCAGGAUCCCGAUGGGCGAUGCAUUUGUACUGUCGUGGCUCCAGAACAGAACCUGUGUUCAAGGGAUGCUCGAAGCCGGCAACUCCGUCAGCUACUGGAGAAGGUGCAGAACAUGUCUCAAUCUAUUGAGGUCUUGAAUCUGAGGACACAGAGGGACUUUCAGUAUGUGUUAAAAAUGGAAACACAAAUGAAAGGAUUAAAGGGAAAAUUUCGACAAAUUGAAGAUGACCGGAAGACACUUCUAACGAAGCAUUUCCAGGAGCUGAAGGAAAAGAUGGAGGAGUUACUCCCACUGAUCCCUGUCCUGGAGCAAUACAAAACUGACAGCAAACUGAUCAUUCAGUUCAAAGAUGAGGUGAGGAAUCUGUCUGCAGUGCUGACUGGGAUCCAGGAGGAAACUGGAGCUUAUGACUAUGAAGAGCUUCAGCAGAGAGUCCUCAACCUGGAGAGCAGACUUCAUGACUGCAUGAAGAAACUCUCAUGUGGCAAGUUGAUGAAAAUCAGCCUCCCCAUCACAGUGAAAACCUCUGGAACCAGGUUUGGAGCAUGGAUGAUGGAUCCCCUUGCAACAGAGAAAGACAACAAGGUAUGGUACAUGGACGGUUACACAAGUAGUAAAGUGGUUCGUGAGUACAAAUCUGUGGCAGCCUUUGUGAGCGGAGAGGACUACAGGCUGUACCGCCUGCCAUACCCCUGGGCAGGAACCAAUCACUUGGUCUAUAAUGGCUCCCUCUACUUUAACAAGUACCAGAGCAAUACACUGGUCAAGUACAACUUUGAGACAGGGUCAGUGCUGGCCCAACGCAGCCUGGAGUAUGCUGGCUUCAAUAAUAUCUACCCCUAUACCUGGGGUGGUUUCUCCGACAUUGACCUCAUGGCUGAUGAGGGCGGAAUCUGGGCUGUCUAUGCCACAAAUCAGAAUGCAGGAAAUAUUGUCAUCAGCCAGCUGGAUGAGCAGACACUGGAGGUUCAGAAAAGCUGGAACACAGGCUAUCCCAAGAGGAGCGCUGGUGAGGCAUUCAUGAUUUGUGGCACUCUGUAUGUCACUAACUCCCACCUGACCGGGGCCAAGGUCUACUUUGCCUACUCCACCAAGAGCUCGAGCUAUGAGUACACGGACAUCCCAUUCCAUAACCAGUACUUUCACAUCUCCAUGCUGGAUUACAAUGCCAGAGACCGGAUGCUGUAUGCCUGGAACAAUGGCCAUCAAGUGUUAUUCAAUGUUACCUUGUUCCACGUCAUUCAGACCCAGGAGGACCCAGAAUCUCCAGGACGUCAAUAGUUAUGGACAAGCUUUCAUCCCAUCUAUCCAGUGACAAAUGUCCCCUUGAAGUGACAAGAUUCUCUAACCUUUCUUUCCCGACAUGAGUGUCUAGUGAAAGUAAUGCAGGUCUUACACAGCUCCAGGAUUCUGGACUGAAUCCAUAUGUAAACACUGUGUGAUCAAUUCCUGUUGAAACAUGAGCUGAAGUCUGUCCAUUUGCCUGAUUUGUCAAAAUCAGAGGCUUUGGGCAGCUGAGCUGCAUGAGUCUGUAAUCCUUUGUUCUUUCAUUUUUUAAACAAUCAAGUGUUUUGUUUAUAUAAACUAACUUUUGUAUAACUUUAUAACCACAGUAACAACAGUCUUGUGGGGACUGGAAAUCUGACUUAAAUUGCUAUUAGUAUUAGGCAAUCCUUUGCUUGUACAGCGGUUUAGGACUGGACCAAGGCAACCUGUAAAUUUCUGGUCUAAUUCUAUCAAUGUCUUGACAAUUAAGAUAGAAUAGGUUUCAAUCGUUCACAGUAUUUGAUGAAUGUAAUUCCAGCCGCUGCAUCAUGUAAUUGCAUUGUUUUAUUGCAUUGUUCUCUCAGAACUAAUUCAUUUAUUUUAUAAAAUGUAUCAGCAAUCAACAUUUUUCUUAAAUGGCAAGAUUAAAAAAAGUUAUCAAA